ACCUGCCUAACCCAAACCCAAAGAAUAAUAGUCUUACGCCCGCACCAUUCAGCAGGGCAGUGAUUUUUAUCAGGGAGGAAAAUGGUGCUUGGUUUGAAUUCAGAUCGUCCAUAGAUUAUGGAGUGCGUCCAAUAUCCGAAUUCGAACGUUGAGAAUCAGCUUGCUGUGUCAUCCAUGCGUGGUGCGGCCAGAAUGGCACUGAACCAUCCGCUGCUCUUAAGAUGUUCGACGCUUUGCCUGACAGAAACAACCGAUUUCCAAGCGUCUCCUUUUCGAUCAUCCAUACAGCUUGUUCAUUCCAAGAAUCAGAAAAACUGUACCUUCCAUUUGCUGCCCUUGAACAUCAGCAGAACUCGCAUUUCAAGACCUAGGCCGUUGAAUGCAUCGAAGAAGUUCUUCCAAAGCAGCGAAAGCGAUACUGAUGAGGAAGACGCCGACCCCAACAACAAAUAUCACAGAGUUGCCGCUGACCCCUAUCUUAUGACUGAAGAAGAGAGAUUGGAGAUGCGGAGAAAGAUUAGGGAGGUGCUUGAUUCGAACCCCGUUAUCGAAGAGGAGAUUGAUCCCGUGCAGCGCAAGAUCAAAAUGCAGAGGCUGCUUGCAGAUUACCCGCUUGUCGCCGAAGAGGAUGACCCUGAUUGGCCAGACGAUGCCGAUGGAUGGGGUUUCAAAUUUGAUCAAUUUUUUAAUAAUAUCAGGAUUAAGAAUGUGAGAAAGGAAGACGAUGAAGGCUACGACAGCGAGAAGGAGAUUGUGUGGCAGGACGAUGAUUACAUCAAGCCUAUUAGAGAUAUAACCACCAGGGAAUGGGAGGAUACUGUCUUCAAGAAUUUCAACCCUUGCAUCAUUCUAGUCCACAAUCGAUACAAGAGGCCUAAAGAAAAUGUGAGGGCAAGGGAUGAAUUGGAGAAGGCUGUAAAGUUGUUUUGGGAGACUGGGCUUCCUUCUCCUAGAUGUGUAGCUGUGGACGCUGUUGUUGAGGAUGAACUGGUGGAAGCUCUGCAUGUAUCCAUCUUUCCAGAGAUAAUCUUCACGAAAGCUGGAAAGAUACUGCAUCGCGAUAAAGUUGUAAGGAAUGCAGACGAGUGGUCGAAGAUGAUGGCAUUCUUCUACUACAAGGCAGUACGACCGACUUGCUUGGAUAAGGCAGCUGGAGUGAAUAAGGAGAAGAUACCAUCACUCAGAUAGAGCAGGAAGUUUGUGUCCUUGAAAUACUUAUUUUGUGCUCUAAGGUCUGGUAUGAUUUCUUUUCACUGGAAUGAAUGAAGUUGAAGCUGAUAAAACUAGAAAUUUACUCGAUUGAACGAAGAAAAUUGCAAGAAACUUCAUGUUGGCCUGAAUUGAGAAUCUUCUUAAACUGUUCCGAAUGAUAAGAUUGUAAUCAUUGAUUUCUAAGUUAAUCAAAUGAUGCUUUAAGGUUAACCGGUUCCUUGAUGUGCUCAUAGUGGUUCAAUGAACUCAAUGACUCGACUUGACAUAUGAGUGAAUCUUAUUUGUGAAUUUGGCAUUUGUUAUGCUUAGUUUGUAAUAUUGCAUCGUCUAGCUUUGAUAGAA
Messenger RNA from Dendrobium catenatum, 1554 nucleotides. Its product is annotated as thioredoxin-like fold domain-containing protein MRL7L homolog, chloroplastic. Lineage: Eukaryota; Viridiplantae; Streptophyta; Magnoliopsida; Asparagales; Orchidaceae. Gene Ontology annotation, cellular component: chloroplast stroma. The transcript is spliced from 5 exons. Bases 118 to 1188 code for a protein of 356 amino acids. The record is from RefSeq and is a predicted model, not a curated record. Gene Ontology annotation, biological process: chloroplast organization; regulation of DNA-templated transcription.